Molecule: messenger RNA, 1800 nt
Organism: Vitrella brassicaformis
Lineage: Eukaryota; Vitrellaceae
Source: the annotation of a GenBank genome assembly
CUGCCGUUGAGUGAAUGAUUGCAAUCAAUGGUCCACCCCACGCACACACACAGCCACUUACUUUACUUACACAAAAGGGGACUGACUGACUGACAAAAGCGAGCGUCACGCUCACACAAAACACGGGCCAUGGUGGGGAGCCAGGGAGCAUUAGGGAGGGCACGUAUCCACACACUCACACGGACACACAGCACUACUACUAUCGUCAAUGUGGGCCGGGCCGCGCACAGCCCACUGGCGGUAUGUUGUUAUGUACAGCGGCUUGGGAAGUCCUCUGCCUAUUAUGUCGCCGGCCUCACUCCCUGAACGUCGGCCGGACACCCGUCGCCAUGAUCCGAAGUCAAAAAUGCUGCACACAGACACACACACACACACACAAAAACACACACACGCAGGCAUCUUGAUGCUCCUUCGUCGGUCGUCUGUCUCUCUCAGCUGCUCACAUUGCUUCUGCCGUUGUAUCCUCCAGUCGGCCGCGGUGAUCUUCCCAUCGGCUAAGAGCGUCGUCAUGUCGAACAAGUCCUCAAACAAGGGCCCCAUCGACUUCUGCGCGUCCCGACAGAGCGACAGGUAGUCCGGCAAAGGGUAGUACCCCGCCUCCACUCUACAGCUCGACGCCUCAGGCAAUGCGCACACAAACGCCACUUUGAACUUGGCUGUGAGAGCACCGUCCAUGAGCCCCUCCCACUCCACAUAUGCCACGGGGAGCAGCGAGUAGCCCACUUCGCGCGUCCGGAGGCCCUCUAUGUCGGCCGCCUUGAGGGGAUAGACUGCCCCAGAGACGAUGGGCAGUGUGUGUGGUGUUGUGGAGACGGGAAGGGAGAUGGGGGGAGCGGUGAUGGGCUUCUGCAGAACAUUUAGCAUGGCCGUCGAGUAGGGGGAGCAGGGGAGGUCGUACGAGAAGGGGAAUACCAGCUCCUCCUUUGUGGGCCUGCCCGCGAACGAACAGACAAGCAGACAUCAAUCAGAUCGCGACUCGUUUCGCUCUCCCUCCCUGUGUCAGCAUGUCUGUGUGUGUGGGUGUGUGGGAGGGGUUUGCUCUUCUCUGCUCACGGCAGUCCCAGCUGCUUGUUGGUGAGGUGUCUGCAGUGUUUGGAGUCAUAGUUGAAUAUCCUCUGCGCCCCAAACGCAAUCACCACCUCCCCCCUCUCCACAGUGUCCCGCGAGAAAUGCCGUGAAGCCGAUUCCUUCGACACAAGCGACCCAUAGCCGAGCAGAGGCAGCGACUUGUCAUCCCGCGAGGCCACAUAGUCCUCUAGCCCACUCCAGGGGUAGGCGAAGGGCGGCGGGGCCUGCUUGAUGGCGGCCUUCAUCUCGGCUGAGUGUCUGUCGAGGUACGCGAGGAUGAGCGUGGCUGCAUCGGCCAUGUCGCUGCUGCUGCUAUUGCUAUUGGAGGGAGGGGAACGUUGGAGGCCCACCUGCAGAGCCGAAGGCUGGUCUGCACAGACAGAACACACACAAACACACACACAAAGUGAGAGAGAGAUGUAUACGCCACCGAGCGUCAGCAGUGAGUGUGAUGAUAUACCUGCAACUCGUGCCUUCGUCCAUGCCGAUGGCAAAACGAUGAUGACGAGGAGCCAUGCGGCGGCCACCAUGCUGAGCCCCAUCAUCAGCACGAGAGCCUGGGCUGCCCCGCCUCCCUUGCGAGAGCUCGAGGGCAGUAUGUCACAGAGGGGGGAAGCCGUUGCGUUGGUAUCUAUCACUCAAACGAGGAACGUUGGAACCAUUACCCAUCCUCAAACAUGUAAGAAUAGGUGGGAGAGAGUCGGGGAGAAUGGUGAAGAGAGGAUCUGCCGG